Messenger RNA from Penicillium canariense, 1644 nucleotides. RefSeq names its product sugar porter family MFS transporter. NCBI's taxonomy places the organism in Eukaryota, Fungi, Ascomycota, Eurotiomycetes, Eurotiales, Aspergillaceae. Gene Ontology annotation, molecular function: carbohydrate:proton symporter activity. The transcript is spliced from 4 exons. The record is from RefSeq and is a predicted model, not a curated record. Bases 1 to 1644 code for a protein of 547 amino acids. Gene Ontology annotation, biological process: carbohydrate transport; transmembrane transport. Gene Ontology annotation, cellular component: membrane.
AUGUCUAUCCUGAAGUUGGUCGAGGAUCGGCCGACGCCCAAGGCCGUCUACAACUGGAGGGUCUACCUCCUGGCCGCCGUCGCAUCAUGCACCUCCUGCAUGAUCGGCUAUGACAGUGCCUUCAUCGGCACGACCCUAGCUCUGGACUCGUUCAAGAGCGAGUUUCACUUCGACACCAUGUCGACCACCACCAAGAACCUGAUCAGCGCCAACAUUGUGUCCUGCUAUCAGGCUGGUGCUUUCUUCGGAGCCUUCUUCGCGUACCCUAUUGGCCACUUCUGGGGCCGCCGCCUGGGUCUGAUGGUUUCCGCGCUGGUUUUCGUCCUUGGUGCUGGUCUCAUGCUGGGUGCGAACGGCUCCCGCGGUCUUGGUCUGAUCUACGGUGGACGAGUGUUGGCCGGUCUCGGCGUCGGCGCCGGCUCCAACCUUACUCCUAUCUACAUCUCCGAGCUGUCACCCCCUGCCAUUCGAGGUCGACUGGUCGGUGUCUACGAACUGGGCUGGCAGAUUGGUGGUCUGGUGGGUUUCUGGAUCAACUAUGGUGUCGACCAGACGCUGGCCCCAAGCCACAAGCAGUGGUUGAUCCCCUUCGCCGUUCAGCUGAUCCCUGCCGGCCUCUUGUUGAUGGGUGGUGCCUUCAUCCGCGAGUCGCCCCGUUGGUUGUUCUCGCGUGGUCGCCGCGAGGAGGCCAUCAAGAACAUCUGCUGGAUGCGCCAGCUGCCCGCGGACGACAUCUAUAUGAUUGAGGAGAUCGGUGCGAUCGACCAAGCUCUGGAGGAGCAGCGCACGACUAUUGGCAUUGGCUUCUGGAAGCCAUUCCAGGCCGCCGGCACCAACAAGCGUGUCAUGUGGCGUCUGUUCCUGGGCAGCAUGCUGUUCUUCUGGCAGAAUGGCUCCGGCAUCAACGCCAUCAACUACUACUCCCCGACCGUAUUCAAGAGUAUUGGCGUCACUGGCACCAACACCAGCCUGCUGACCACCGGUAUCUUCGGCGUAGUCAAGACUGUGGUCACGUUCGUGUGGCUGCUGUAUCUCAUUGAUCAUGUCGGUCGGCGCAACCUGCUCCUCAUCGGCGCCGCCGGUGGCUCUGUCUGCCUGUGGAUCGUCGGCGCGUACAUCAAAAUCGCCGAGCCGGCGAAGCAUCCCAAGGCCACCAUGGACGGUGGCGGUAUCGCGGCCAUGUUCUUCUUCUACCUUUGGACCGUCUUCUAUACCCCGACCUGGAACGGUACCCCCUGGGUUCUCAACUCGGAAAUGUUCGACCCGAACAUGCGUUCGCUGGCCCAGGCUUGCGCCGCCGCCUCCAACUGGCUGUGGAAUUUCCUCGUCUCGCGCUUCACCCCGCAGAUGUUCACAACCAUGGGCUACGGCGUGUACUUCUUCUUUGCCUCGCUGAUGAUCCUCUCCAUCUUCUUCGUCUUCUUCCUCAUUCCGGAGACCAAGGGUAUUCCGCUCGAGAGCAUGGACCAGUUGUUCGAGAUCAAGCCUGUCUGGCGCGCGCACGGCGAGAUGCUUGCCAAGAUGCGCGAGGACGAGGCACAGUUCCGCCACGAUAUCGAGGAGUCCGGCUUUGCCACGACUAAACUUGACGCCGAGCAGGUCGAGGACACUACCGCGCGCGAGCCGAAAACUUCGUAUGCAUGA